This is a messenger RNA of Helianthus annuus (common sunflower), 2422 nucleotides long. RefSeq names its product endoglucanase 25. Lineage: Eukaryota; Viridiplantae; Streptophyta; Magnoliopsida; Asterales; Asteraceae. Gene Ontology annotation, molecular function: hydrolase activity, hydrolyzing O-glycosyl compounds. The coding region runs from base 234 to 2096 and encodes 620 amino acids. The record is from RefSeq and is a predicted model, not a curated record. The transcript has 6 exons. Gene Ontology annotation, biological process: carbohydrate metabolic process.
UGUUGCAAAAAAGCAACAGCUAACAGACCAACUGUCUUCAUCUCCAAGACUCACCACCCAAUUUUCUAUCUUGUUCAUCAAGUAAACCACUGAUUAACAUCAACAUUUGACUCAUAAAUUACAGAAAGACAAACAAGCAAGAUUGUGCAUACAAAGAUCCAAAACAACCCCUGACCGUUUCACAUGUGAAACACCUUCUAGUUUCAAACUUUGUGAUCAACUAAAUUUCAAACAUGUUUGGAAGAGAUCCAUGGGGUGGAUCAUUGGAGAUGAACCAUGCGGAUUCAGAAACAGCGCAUGAUGAGCACAACCAGAACGUGAACGAUUUUGAUAAGGCCGCAGUGUCGCGGCCUUUAGACGAGACCCAACAGAGCUGGUUGUUGGGUCCCACGGAAAAGAAAAAGAAGAAGUACGUUGAUUUGGGUUGUGUUAUUGUCAGCCGUAAGAUCUUUGUUUGGACGGUUGGAUUGGUGGUAGGAGUAGGGUUUCUUGCUGGAUUCAUUGCAUUGAUUGUUAAUACUGUUCCUAGGCAUCACAAACACCCCCCUCCUCCUGAUAAUUACACUAUUGCCCUUCAAAAAGCUCUCAUGUUCUUCAAUGCCCAAAAAUCUGGAAAACUGCCAAAGCAUAACAAUGUUUCAUGGAGGGGUAACUCAUGCUUAAAUGAUGGGAAGGCUGAUAAAUCAGGCGCGGUCAUUAAAGAUCUGGUGGGCGGGUAUUAUGACGCUGGCGACACAAUCAAGUUCCAUUUCCCGAAAGCUUUUGCCAUGACCAUGUUAAGCUGGAGUGUUAUCGAAUACAGCGCGAAAUAUGAAGCUGCUGGCGAGCUUGAUCAUGUCAAAGAGAUUAUCAAAUGGGGAACCGAUUACUUCCUUAAAACCUUCAAUUCGUCCGCUGAUUCCAUCAACCAGAUCGUUUCUCAGGUUGGGAAAGGUGAUACAUCAGGAGGGGCAACUGAUCCUAAUGAUCAUAGUUGUUGGAUGAGACCCGAAGACAUAGACUACCCUCGCCCCGUUACCGAAUGCUCUAGCUGCUCUGACCUUGCAGCUGAGAUGGCAGCUGCAUUAGCUUCUGCAUCGAUCGUUUUCAAAGACAACAAGCCCUACUCAAAGAAACUUGUUCGUGGCGCUGCAACCCUCUGGCAGUUUGCUAGAGAUCAACGCGGGAUUUACAGUUCUGGUGGAGCUGAUGCUGGAAUGUUUUAUAACUCAAGUAUGUAUUGGGAUGAGUUUGUAUGGGGUGGAACUUGGAUGUAUUAUGCGACUGGAAAUCAAUCGUAUCUUUACCUUUCUAGCCACCCUAAACUCGCUAAGCAUGCUGGCGCGUUCUGGGGUGGGCCCGACUAUGGUGUUCUUAGCUGGGACAACAAGCUUACUGGAGCUCAAGUGUUACUAACACGAUUGAGAUUGUUUCUGAGCCCGGGUUAUCCAUAUGAAGAAACAUUGCAUACAUAUCAUAACCAGACAAGCAUAAUCAUGUGUUCAUACCUGCCAUACUUUAAAAGUUUCAACAGAACAAAAGGUGGAUUGAUCCAGUUAAAUCACGGGAGACCGCAGCCACUUCAGUAUGUUGUAAACGCUGCUUUCUUAGCUACCCUCUACAGUGACUAUCUCGAUGCUGCAGAUACCCCUGGGUGGUAUUGCGGGCCUAAUUUCUAUUCAAGCAACGAGCUACGCAAGUUUGCAAGGACUCAGAUUGACUAUAUCCUUGGAAAGAACCCGAAAAAGAUGAGUUAUAUUGUCGGUUUUGGCAACCACUAUCCAAAACAAGUCCAUCACAGGGGUGCAUCUAUCCCAAAGAACAGAAUCAAGUACAGCUGCACAGGAGGGACUAAGUGGAGAGAUGCUAAAUCGCCGAACCCAAACACUAUAGUUGGUGCUAUGGUUGCUGGGCCUGACAGACACGAUGGUUUCCAUGACGUGCGUACAAACUACAAUUAUACAGAACCAACUCUUGCUGGAAAUGCUGGUUUAGUUGCAGCUCUAGUGGCCCUUUCAGGUGACCGAACAACAAAGAUUGAUCAAAAGACCAUAUUUUCAGCAGUGCCGCCAAUGUAUCCGAAUCCCCCACCACCACCGGCUCCUUGGAAGCCUUGAGAACACUCAUUCGACUCGUGAUGGUUGUUUUUUUUAUGUUGUUUUGACUUAUAGUGACAAGAUUUUGCUAGGAGAAAGGUAAAUGAAAGCAUAUGGAUGUGGGGGUACCUGGUGAUUUACUGGUGAGAACGAAUCCUGUGAUUAUACAUGUAUAGUUAGUAUGUUUGUUUUGGCACGUGAACAAUUUAAUGUAUGUACAACUUGAUACAAUAUUGGUUUUCAAAUGAGUCUUUCUGAUUCCCUUUGUUUUCAAGUUUCUUAAUUUGACUUUCCAUCAAAAUUAAUGUUUGGUGAUAUUAAUAAGAGUUAAAUGUCAUUUUAGUUCA